AUGUGGGAUGCAAUACUGAUCAGAGGGCAAUCUGUUGGCCCUGGUAACAUAGAUUCUUCUCAGGAAGCCAAAAUAUAUCUGCUGGCAGCAAGGUCAAAUGAGAUUCACAGUUUGCCAGCUCUCUCCUCAAGUUGUAGAAAACAAAUAGAAAAACAACAUACAAAAAUCCUCACAAAAGUAGGUUUUUUUUUUAAUAUACAAAUCUCUAUAGUGACCAGAUUAUCUGGUCUGUGCUAUGCAACAUGGAGAUACAAUGCUGAGGUUCACCAGGGGAAGGAGAAUGGGUGUGUGGAAGGAUCUGGAUGCUGA
Messenger RNA from Pipistrellus nathusii (Nathusius's pipistrelle), 309 nucleotides. The record is from the annotation of a GenBank genome assembly. NCBI's taxonomy places the organism in Eukaryota, Metazoa, Chordata, Mammalia, Chiroptera, Vespertilionidae.